Messenger RNA from Coregonus clupeaformis (lake whitefish), 2342 nucleotides. Its product is annotated as vesicle-trafficking protein SEC22b-B-like. Gene Ontology annotation, molecular function: SNAP receptor activity. The record is from RefSeq and is a predicted model, not a curated record. The transcript is spliced from 5 exons. Gene Ontology annotation, cellular component: endoplasmic reticulum-Golgi intermediate compartment; ER to Golgi transport vesicle membrane; Golgi membrane. Gene Ontology annotation, biological process: endoplasmic reticulum to Golgi vesicle-mediated transport; retrograde vesicle-mediated transport, Golgi to endoplasmic reticulum; vesicle fusion with Golgi apparatus. The coding region runs from base 773 to 1420 and encodes 215 amino acids. NCBI's taxonomy places the organism in Eukaryota, Metazoa, Chordata, Actinopteri, Salmoniformes, Salmonidae.
UUCAAUUGCCCAUUAAAUGGAGGAACGUAACGCCUCACUUAUCCCUUCUGAAAGUCAGCGUAUGAGUCGAGAAACCUGCCUAUUUUCCUCAAAAGUACGUAAUGUCACGAUUCCAAAGCUAUGCGAUAUUUCAGAGAACAAUUUAAUUAUCUCACAUCUCGGAAAAGAUUUGUAAUGUUGUACUUCUUGUUGACGAAACUCAUGCUAAUUUUGGGUUUUUGAGCUACAGCCCAAUUGACUCCCAUUCACUCCCUGAAGGAGAGCUCUCCUUGUCCCAGAAUCGCCCAGAAUGCACCGCGCGGCCCAUUGACGACGCAUGGGCAACGUACAAAAGGUCGUUAAUACGAUUCCAAUCUCCUCAAAAGUAUCUCUGGAGUACAGCUACGACCAGAAGUUACUUUUCGUAGCAGGUUAGGAGAACAUUUUAGCUCACCCUAAACCUUUUUCUUACCUUAACCUAAGUCUCCUAACCUGCUACGACAAAGUCACUUCCGGUCGUAACUGGACUCCCUCUAGUCAUGCAUUGUUGACAUGCUAGUCGGAACUCUGAAAUGUUCGACUUGCUAACUGGUUGUAGUUAUACACGUGCCACGUUCAACGAAUCAGCAAGUCGGAAAUUGUGAACGCAGCAACAGAACCCGCAUCGAGCUAUCCUCCAGCGCGUCAGAUUUGACAGCAGAAGCUACGCAGCCAAGUUUAUUUGAAGUUUUUACACAGCCAGCAAACACUUACAACUCAGCCUGUAGUGUGGAUUGUAGAGGUUUCGAUCAAGAUGAUUUUGCUGACAAUGAUCGCUCGAGUAGCAGAUGGACUGCCGCUUGCUGCGUCGAUGCAAGAAGACGAGCAGUCAGGAAGAGAUUUGCAACAUUACCAGAGCCAGGCUAAGCAGCUGUGCCGCAAACUAAAUGCCCAGAGUCCCAAUAGAUGUACUCUGGAGGCUGGGGUUAUGUCCUUCCACUAUGUAAUAGAACACGGCGUGUGCUACUUGGCCUUGUGUGAAGCUGUGUUUCCCAAGAAACUGGUCUUUGGGUACCUGGAAGACCUCCAGACAGAAUUCAAUGAACAGCAUGGAAAGAAAGUCUCCACAGUCUCCAGGCCGUACUCUUUCAUUGAGUUUGACAUGUACAUCCAGAAGACAAAGAAGAACUACAUUGACAGCAGGGCGCGGAGGAACCUGGGCAGCAUCAACACAGAACUGCAGGACGUCCAGCGGAUCAUGGUGGCAAACAUUGAAGAGGUCCUGCAACGAGGAGAGGCCCUAUCUGCUCUUGACACCAAAGCCAGCAAUCUGUCCAGUCUUUCAAAGAAGUACCGCAGCGACGCCAAGUACCUCAACACCCGAUCCAGCUAUGCCAAGAUAGCAGCCGGGGCAGUCUUCUUCAUUACACUCAUCAUCUAUGUGCGUUUCUGGUGGAUCUGAUGGAUUGGCAUAAGGACUUUGAAAGAGGAGAGUCUGGAUUCCCUUUAAACAAAUAUUUAAACUCACUGGUACCUAUUAAUUAUAGGCUAUCAAAUUGGUGGUUUCUGUUAACAGCAAAUCUUAAGUUCCUACAUGGAUGCCUUAGGGAGAGACCUUGUGAGUAUUGGAUGAGUGUAAGUCGCUCUGGAUAACAGCGUCUGCUAAAUGACUUAAAUGUAAAUGAGUGGAUGGAACCGUGCCUUUUUCAGCUUUGUCAUGUCUCGUACCUAGGGUCCUGUGUUUUGCUUAAAACGUGUCACUUGACCUAGAUUUUAACCUUUACUUUAAGCCUUUUCCAGAAAUGAGAAUUAGACCAAAAAUUAAAGCAAUUGUCUGAGGAUGGUGCUGGAGCAUCUGACAGAUUGAUGGAAAAAGCUUUAAAUUAAAGGUUAAAAUCCAGGUCAUGUGACAUGAUUAACCAAACACAGGGCCCUACAAUACCUGUAUAAAGAUACUGCCCUGUGGUUGAUAAUGUGAGCCAAGUGGAGCUUUCUGUGAAUUCAUAGUGCUUGUACAAUCCCAUUAGCUGGAGCAUAAAAGAGAUGGAAAAUGCAUUGUUUACAUUAUUCCGUUACUUAAUUUUUUACAAUGUCUCUUUGUGAAGGAAAAUUCUAUCUAUAUGCAAAUGGUCGUAAGUGUGAAAACUCUUUAACAUGGCAAAAAAGUUGAGUUUAUUGUUUACAAAAGUUACAGAACUGCAAAAUAUGAUUUGUUGAAAUGUAUAUUUACUAUCUUAAUGUUUAUUUAAAAAAAUUAAACACUACAUGUUGAAAUGAGAAAUAACACUCCCUUCCCUCCAAAAAAUACACACACACACUUGCACAGUCAAACAUACACACUCAAACAUGGGCUCACCCAUACAAAUGCUCAUACUUGUUAUACA